Messenger RNA from Chrysemys picta bellii (western painted turtle), 3039 nucleotides. RefSeq names its product P2Y receptor family member 10 (gene P2RY10). NCBI's taxonomy places the organism in Eukaryota, Metazoa, Chordata, Testudines, Emydidae. The record is from RefSeq and is a predicted model, not a curated record. Gene Ontology annotation, cellular component: plasma membrane. Gene Ontology annotation, biological process: positive regulation of Rho protein signal transduction; phospholipase C-activating G protein-coupled receptor signaling pathway. Gene Ontology annotation, molecular function: G protein-coupled receptor activity.
CUUCCUCUUCUAGCUGCACAAGUCCACAGUUAUCAGCAGGAUUGCUGGGCAAUAAGGUCAAUGGAAUUGAAAUUCAUGUAAGAACAGCAGUCCAUGGGCCAGAUUGCUAAAGGUAUUUAGAUGCCUAAAGACACAGAGAAAUCUUCCAUCCAGUCCCAAAUGAUUGCUCAGACACACUCAAGAUGCAGAGCAACGGAUCUUCAGAAAACUGUGUUGAUCCUAAUAUAACAUUUAAAAACUCUCUAUACGCAACCACUUACACCAUAAUAUUCAUUCCUGGUCUUCUGGCAAACAGUGCUGCAUUAUGGGUUUUAUGUCGCUUCAUCAGCAAGAAGAACAAAGCUGUCAUUUUUAUGAUUAAUUUGGCUGCAGCCGAUCUUGCUCAUGUUCUGUCGUUACCGCUACGAAUAUAUUAUUAUAUAAACCACACGUGGCCUUUUGGGAGAUUCCUCUGCUUGUUAUGUUUCUACCUGAAGUAUCUCAACAUGUACGCAAGCAUUUGUUUCCUUACCUGCAUAAGUAUUCAAAGGUACUACUUCCUCCUCCAUCCAUUCAAAGCCAAAGACUGGAAGCGCAGGUAUGACGUCACCAUUAGUGCUGUGGUAUGGAUUGUGGUUGGGGCUGCUUGCUCACCAUUUCCCAUUAUGAGAAACUCUGACUUAACCAACAAUUCAAAUUUCUGCUUUGCAGAUCUUGGAGUCAGGAAAAUUGACAGUAAGACAGCUUCUGUGAUUAUGGUAACGAUAGCUGAGCUUUUAGGAUUUGUGGGCCCUCUAAUUAUUAUUGUAUACUGUACCUGGAAAACAAAAGAGUCGCUUCAGAAAUACGAAAUGCCUUUGCAAAAUACCAGUGAAAAACGGAGAGCUUUACGCAUGGUUUCUAUGUGUGCAGCUGUGUUCUUUGUGUGUUUCACACCGUAUCACAUAAACUUCUUCUUCUACAUGAUGGUGAAAGAGAAUGUUAUUACACACUGCGCCAUACGCCGAAGCACUCUUUACUCUCAGCCCUUUUGCUUAAGCCUGGCAAGCCUGGACUGUUGUUUGGAUCCAAUCCUGUACUUCUUUACAACAGCAGAAUUUCAGGAUCAGUUAUCAAGACACAGCAGCGCAAUCAUCAGGAGUCGCCUGAUGAGCAAGGAGAGCGCCUCGUCGAUUAAGGAAUAAAAACCAUGAGCAUUUUUUUUAACCUUAUUACAUAUGAAAUCUUGGACUGCUCUAUAACUCUGUAGUCAAAUAGGUAGAAUAGAAACACCUGCAGCUUUAUUUGAUGGGGUUUGUGAUGCUGAAAGCCUUUUGAAAUAUAGAAAACAAUGUUCAUUUAAAAUCAGCAGUCAAAUGGUAUAGGUGUUUGAGACUGGAGAACCCCUGACUGGAGUGAACUGGUGGAGUGCCUCACCUGAUCUACCUGAACUAGAAAAUACUGUAGGGAACAGUGCUGCCUUUGCAGGGAGAUGGCCUGAAUGGCCUGGUAGCUCUUUCCUAACUUGUGUGGUUCUAUGAUCAAGCCAAAGACACUCCAAACACCGAGGCCCAAUGUGACCUCCUCUCAGCAACUGCUCUUCUGCAACAGAAAUACAGCGCAACAGGGGAAAUAAUUAACAAACAAAACCAAGCACAGAGACACAAAGUGGAGCCUCCUCAGAGUUUGCAGCUUGAUUCAAUAUGGCAACCACAUUUCCAUAGGUACACAGUUGCCCUUUCUACACUGUGGUGUCGCUAGUGAAAAUCCUGUACUGCUAGGGCCUGCUGUUGGCACUAAGCAUAUUGUGUUAUUCACAACACAUUUCUAUCUCUAUUUCACAUUUUCUUUCCAUCUUUUCUUGUUCUCUCCUUCCAUUUCUUUAUAUCCUUCUCUUCCUCCAUCUCAAACAUUUUCUCCUUAGUCACACGUAGGUGUCUGGAUAUCCUCCUCCCACCUCCCGCCCCUGCCUGCCCUCAGCAGCCUGUGCUACAACAGAGGUCAGGACUCGGUGACUAAGUUUUUCAGCUGACCUCCACAAACAGUGCGGCCUGUACAUCAAAGAGUGGGCUCUUCACCUGCUGCCAGCUGCCUCCUCCUCAGCUGCGCACUGUCAAAGUGUGCUAUAUGGUGCAGGACCGUCACAUCAGGACUGCAGGCCCCAUCGUUCCUUGCUGCACAUGGCCCUCUUCCGUUAAGCGCUUUGCAGUUCAUCCAUGCAGUAAAAGGAUUGAUUUAGUAAAUUCAACUAACAAAUAAAUUAGCAGAAAGAGUGAUCUACCCACAAUCGUUCCACUAGUUGAAAAAAAAAGAAGAGAGAGGCCUAAUUAAUUGAGUAAAUUAUUAAUAAUUCCCUCCGCUCUAAUGGUGACCUCAAUUUGUGUACCCCCAUAAAUACAUUAGCUAUUAAAACAUUCAAGCAAACUGCAAAGUAUUAUUUCACAGAACGCAGAAAUUAGCACACUAAAAAUGAGUCAAAUUCAUCCUAGAGUAACUCCACUGAUUUCAGUGGUCUUAUACCUGGGAUUGAUUUGGUCAGAUGUGUGUGUACUAAUUUAUCCACUUUGAAUGAAUUUUAAGACAAAAAUUGUCAUUAAGUAGCAGCAACAGCAUCUACAUCUUGCAAAAGUAAGCCUUAUGUGUAGCUAUAAAACGCAAACAAAAGUAGCUGAAACACUUAAGUGUAACUACCUGAAUUUCAUGUUAUUACUUUUUGGCCCAGCCAAAAAUGCCUUUCCAUUUAGUGUCUCCCAGGUUUAAGGGGGCUGGGGGUGGGAAUAUCGCUUGGGUUUAAAUAAUGAUUACAUUGGGUAUUAUCUUUAAUGGCAAAUGAUUACAUUAUAUUGACAAUAAGCUAGGUAGCUCAACUACCAUUUUUUAAAGCUAAAUGUUAUAGUUUAUAUACAUGCAGCUGUUUUUAAAGGGAUAUUUCAGUGUUCACAAGUGUAACAAGGGAAUAUAUUUUAAUUAAAGGAAUUAGUCCUAGCUUCUUUAGCUUCUUAGUGACAAAGUUGUUCAAUAAGUAACCACUGCAAUGCCUACUGAAAUCAGGGGAAAGACUCCCAUUGCCUUAACUAGACA